CCACGAUGACGGCCCCCUUCGAGGUAGCCCCGCGCCGUCCAUCGCCCGCCAUCUCCUCGAUGCCGACGAUGACCGGCGCGGGCGCGGCGGACGUACUGGAGACGAAAGGAGUCGACGCGGUCGCAAAAUCAGAGGCGCCCGCGCCUGCGCCCACGGAACCUACACGGAUGGCACCGCCGAAACCGAAACCGAGGCGCCGGAUCCCGCGCCCGAGUCUGCAGAAUCAGUAUAUCUACGCUCACCCGGCGCUGACGCUUAACUCUAUCCUUGCUGCUGAGGCGGCGCGACCUGUCAAGGGCGCUGAAGCAGACGAGGCUGAGAUCGAUUGGAGACUCCUUGCUGCUGCUGCCACGAAACGAGGCUGCAACCCGAGCGUGACGAGUAAUGAUACCGCGCUCUUCACACCGGCGAUGAGCGUCACCUCGCUCGCGAGCACGCUCGUCGAUCGCGCGAGCGUGCACUCUUCUAUUACUGCAGCGGGUUCCCAAGCGACGUCGACGGAUCGGUAUGGGUGGGAGGAGAGCCUUAGUGCGAGGUCGAGCCUUGAUUUGGGGGCGAGGGCGGGUGAGGAGACGGAAAGGGGUUUUAGCGGGGGUGCGGAUAUGAUGGCGCCCCCGCCUGCGGCGGCGCAGGAGAGGGGGUUCAUGGGGAAGAGGGGGUUGUUGUGGAAGGUGCUUACUAUGAAUGCACGAGGUGUGUGAGAGAGGAGAGAGAAGAGGAACUUCUUGUCUAUAUUUAUACGACGACAAGACCGGAGAUGUUUUUUUAAAAAAGGGGUCAAAUUGUAUGCACAGCGCGGAGCAUUUUGUUUGGAUUUUAGAGACAGAGCGUCAUUACGCGGAAAAGGGAUAUGGGAGGGCAAAAGGAGCGUUUUGGGAUACUCUCAGCUUUUGGAUACGAGGAACACAUGCGAAGGCGUUGUUGUUUUGGGGUGUGGGGGAUUGGGCAUUUACAACGAUGGCGGGGUGUCAGUUCCAGGCUUCUACAUAGACUUUGGGAGUUUUUUGUACUUGUGUGGUGGGGGGGAGGCAUUGAGCGUGUGCUGUUGUUUGGUGUUGUUUGGAUAUAUCCUAUAGAUGCUUUGGAUCGAUGAUGACGGGGGAAGGGGAAAGGGGGAAGAGAGAUAGUGUGAUGGAUGGGUGGGAUGGUGAUAUAUAAUUAUACCCUCAACUACUUUAUACAAACA
This is a messenger RNA of Pseudogymnoascus destructans, 1186 nucleotides long. RefSeq lists its product as uncharacterized. The transcript has a single exon. The record is from RefSeq and is a predicted model, not a curated record. Bases 6 to 701 code for a protein of 231 amino acids. NCBI's taxonomy places the organism in Eukaryota, Fungi, Ascomycota, Leotiomycetes, Thelebolales, Thelebolaceae.